GCAGAGUAGAGAUGUGUGGAGCUGCGUCUCUGAAUUGCGCAAUUUUUGUAUUUUUUCUGCUAUGGCAGGGCACUAAAUCUCAGUUUUUAGAGCCAGAUUGCGGCCUCACAGGCAUUACCAAUAAAAUAACAUUUGGCCAGGAUGCAGUUCAUGGCAGCAAUCCUUGGAUGGCAUUCAUUUACAGAACCGUAAAUCAAAGUACAACUGAGUUUGUCUGUGGCGGAACUCUAAUCCACAAACAACUGGUUUUGACAGCUGCCCACUGCAUUGUAAACGACGAAAUCCUGGCUGUGCGUCUGGGAGCAUUCUACUCCAAGGACAGUAUUAGUACAUCCAUGGACUACGCUGUGAAUAAGGCGUUUCGGAACAAACUCUACAACUGGACACAACAGUAUCACGAUAUCGGUAUAUUAAUGCUGGAGCCAGAUGUCCAAUUCACUGCUUACAUCAGACCCAUUUGCAUCAUCACGGAUCCCACCAAUGUGCCCAGUGUGAGAACCUUCAAAGCUGUUGGUUGGGGAAGAACGGAACAUGAGAAAACGGCAAGGGUUUUGCAGAUAUUAGAGCUUAGCGAACUGGACCCAUCUGAAUGCAAUAACGCGUUGUGGACUAGGAUAAAUGAGAGCCAGAUUUGCGCUGGUCACAGCAUCGGUGACACCUGCGUUGGGGAUUCAGGAGGUCCACUGGUUCACCCGCUUUACAUGGACGGAAAAGUGCGGUACGUUCAGCUCGGAAUCGUCAGUUUCGGAAGCGCGGAAUGCCGCAGUCCAGGAGUCUACACCCGGGUAUCCAGCUAUAUCGACUGGAUACUAAAGGUCGUUAAUAACUACACGUUUCCAAAAAUUGAAUUUCGAAGAAUGCCUAACAUAACAUAAAAUUAAAACCAAAUUUAAAAUUAAAAAAGCAGUUAAGCAGUUAU
Molecule: messenger RNA, 919 nt
Organism: Drosophila elegans
Lineage: Eukaryota; Metazoa; Arthropoda; Insecta; Diptera; Drosophilidae
Product: CLIP domain-containing serine protease B15
Exons: 4
Coding region: 12-875 (287 amino acids)
Biological process (GO): proteolysis
Molecular function (GO): serine-type endopeptidase activity
Source: RefSeq, a predicted model, not a curated record